AUGUUAACAUUGGAAGAUUUGAAGAUUCGCAUUGUUUCGGUGAUUGGUUCAGAGAAGAAUGGAUGCACUGGAAAUGAUUUGUGUCGAUUAUACAAAGAUAUGUACGGCAAAGAUUUGAAUUCAAAAGACUAUGGCUUUAAUAAUUUGGAAUCACUUCUUGUUUCACCAGCUAUGCAAGGAGAAGGUGGAAUUUUGUGUGAAAAUGGGCGAUAUUUCGCAGCUGGUGAUAAAAAUACUAGAAAUAUGUUGCAUCUUAUUCGCAAUACAAAAUCUCGAAGAGCCAAAUCACGACGAGGAUCUCAUGUCCCAAUGCCUGCGAGAUUUGUAAGAGGAAGAUCCCUGUCGAUUUCUGCUUCAUCAACUCACUCUGACUGUACUCAAGCUGAAAAGUUGCAUGGAAGAUCUCAAGCAGUUGAGAAAGAAGCUAUUGCUACAAAGCAAGUAGCGACGAAAUUUCAAAAAAAUGCGAACGGGGUUUCAAAAAGUGCGCUGCAAGCGAAUCCCAAUGCAAAAUUCUUUACAAGGUAUGUGGAAUCUCCUCAUGGUUUUGAAAACCAACAGGCAAGACUUAUUGCACCUAUCCGAGCUUGGAACAAAUAUCAAUCCAUGUCCACUAAACAAAGUUACGUUUACGAUGGUCAUUCCGUCGGAUCAAUUUCAGGAAUCCAACUGCAAUCACAUCUAAAUGAAAUUGAAAAAAAUAGAAUGAAGAAAUCUCAGAAGGGUAAAAAGCGAUUAGUAAAAUUAAUUGAAAAACAUGGCGGUGAAAUGAGUUUUUCUGAAAUGAAAAAUUCGUACCUACAGGUUUUUGGUGUUCCUCUUAGCAAUACUGAGAUCUGUCGUUUAUUUAGUGCGAAAGAAGAAGAAAUUCAAGAUCUGUAUAUAUUUCUCAAAAAUUGUUUAUGUAACGAUGUUGUGAUGACAAAACUUGCAGAGGACGAUUUUUUGUUAAGAGUUAUAGACGACGAUGACGAUAUUGAUGAAGCCGAAAAUCAUGGUCUUAUCGAUAAUAUGAAUUAUAGACCAUUGCUACCUACGUCAGCUAUGAUGCAAAACGAUAUUUCUCAUCGUUCGUUCAAUCCUAAUCAACACCGAUGUGAAUUUCAAAAUCGUUUUAAUGAUCCUGCUCCAACUAUGGACGAUGGAUAUGAAUAUUGGACAGGGUCAACGUUGGCUUCAGCAAUAAGGUCGAGAGAUGAUUAUUUACCAUAUAAGGUUUUAGGUGAUAAAGUGCUCUCUUUUGUUCGAGCGAAAGGUCCUUUCAAGGUCUCCGAUUUGUCGAAGAUUUUUUUUGAAGAGGAUGGCCGAUGCAUUGAUCCCAAAAGGUAUGCGGAGGGUACAUGGGAGAAUCUUAUACAAAAAUUACUUUCGACUGGUAGACAUCCAGAACUCACAGUUCGAGAUGGUAUACUUGAUCUCCGAAAAAACCUUCCGAAAUCAAUUUUUCCAUCUGCUCACCAACUGAAUGAUUGUACCACUAGUACUGAAAAUGAGAAAGACCGAUCGAUGCCUUUGAUUGCAACUAAUAGCAAUGUACCAGCAGCUGCAAUUUAUGACUUAUUAACGGAAGCAGGAAGACCUCUAUCUCAAAAGGAAUUAUUCGAAAAACUGACUGCAAGAGGUAUCAAAGUGAAUAUUUGUGAGCUUACAGUUAAGCUGAUAACGAAGUUCAAGGAUGUCUUUUGUUGUCAAUUUCAUUCGAAAGGAGCUUGGAUAUCUUUGGCACAUGGUGCCAAAAGACCUGAGGAAACAAACGUCUCGUCUUGUUUACCGGCAAUCAUUGAAUCAGUUAAGAUAGUUACUCAUGUUAUGUCCAAUUAUUGUUCGACUACGGAAUCCGCCAGCAAUAUUUUCAAAUCAGUUUUAUUGAUAAAUAUUGUAUUAAUUGACGAAGUGCUGGAUAGGUUUCGAAUUCAGGCAUCCUUUAGACUUCGGUCGUGCGAAAUCACAUAUAAUUCAUUUAAAAAGAAAAUGCGCCUUCACUACUUGUCUUAUGGUCAGGAAAAGGAUUAUGCGGUAGAGAAACCCAUAAAAGGUUGUAAUUACGCUUUCCAUGAUAUCAAAGAUAAUCAAGUUUAUCGAGUUCAGUGCGUAGGUGAUGGUGAUCAUGCUGUGAUGGUUUAUUUGAUUGAUGAGAUGCGCUAUCAAAAUGCGCCAGUGAGUCAGUUGAGAAAGUUAACUACCGAUUAUGCGGGGCCAGCAUAUGGAGUGGUAGCGAAGACUGCAGCAUUUAUGGCUGUACCGGAAAGAGAGAAUGAAUUCCGUGAAUAUUUCUCUUUGGUUCGUUCAAAGCUUCUUGGAGAUACUACGCAGGAUAUUCAAGCCGAUGUAGUUUCUGAGCCGUCAAAUAAUCUAUUCGAGCUGAAGCAGUUGUAUAGCGAGGUACAUGACAAUUUAAAUGUACCAGCAACAUUUGUGCGACAGUGUUUGAUCCAAAUAAUUUCUUCAAAAUCAUAG
Messenger RNA from Cercopithifilaria johnstoni, 2457 nucleotides. NCBI's taxonomy places the organism in Eukaryota, Metazoa, Nematoda, Chromadorea, Rhabditida, Onchocercidae. The record is from the annotation of a GenBank genome assembly.